UGAAAAUAGCUUUCUGUGUGGAGAUAAUUUCAGUAGUUGAAAUCUAUUGGUGGCUACGGAGAUACCCAGACUCUGACUUCUCCCUGUAUUCUAUCUUCCUUCUUCAGUUCCACGUAUGUAGACGACGAAGAAUAAGGUCAUCCAACAGAAGGGGAAGGGACUUAGAGAGAGAAACACAAGAGAUGAUGGUAGUUGCUGCCGCUACUAUUUCCAGCACAUCAUGUAUACAGAUAAUGAUGAUACAAGGUAGUGGUGGUGGUUAUCCAUCCAAAUCCAUGGAGUUGCGAUGGAUAAGUAGCAGAAGCAGAAGAAAGAACCUAAACCCAAAUCCAAAUUCAAGGGUGUUGGGCAGCUUAAAAUCAAAACCUCCGCCAUUAAUGAUGCCAAUUUACAUAUCAACAGACCCAUCCCACAUUAAUCUCCAACAGCUCAGUGAACUUUACAGUAGUUGCAAUCACUCCGGCCAUCGAUUCCCUGAGGUGGACCCCAACACUGGCAUAGUUGAAGAAGCCAUGGACUUGGACAAGCUCCGAAUUGCUCUCUCCCACAGUUGUGUGGUCGUCUCAGUCUUCUGCAAACCUCAGCAUGUCGAUGUCACUAAGACCGCCAAGCAAAUCCAAAACCAAGAAAACCAGAAGCAAAUGAGCAAGGGUUUUGUUGGAGAUUUGAUGGAGAGUGUGAUGCCCGUUACCCCUUCCAACGCCAAGCUUGUGGGCUUUGGCCGUGCUGUUUCUGAUUUAGGAUUGACUGCAUCCAUCUAUGAUGUUAUGGUUAGUCCAUCUUUACAAGGAAUGGGAAUCGGCACGAUAAUAGUUAAAAGGAUUGUAAGAAUGCUCACAAGUAGCGACAUUUAUGACAUAGCUGCCCUUUGUUCCAGGAAGGAGAGCUUCUCUUUCUUGCUUUGAGGCCCAGAUUUUAUUCUAGGACACCCACACAGGCUGGAGAGAAGCUGAUUUACUGUUCAACAUGUUGCAAAGUCCUUUUAACAAAGGCCAUCCGAGUAUAUUACAGUUAGCCUACAACUUAUGGGGAAUUACUGUUUCUCUUGAAUGUGCUGCAUCUUAUAGGUUGCAUUCUUAUGACAUCUAGCUCCAUUCUGCUACCUUUUUCCCUAAAUGAGAACGAAGAAAAUUCUAUUAGGACAUAAAAUUUGAUUAGAUAGGUGCUUCCUGCUUUCACUCAAGUGACUGCUUUAUCUUGUUCAACGAUGGCAUUGUAUAGACAUGUUGCAAAUAAACUAUGUGGAAAUCUGAGAGAAUGUUGUCAAGAUAAAAGUUGGGAUCGAAAUACGAGGCCACCUAUGGCCGGUUUCUUUUGCACGGCUGUAGAUGAUUUCAUGGGUCAAUGAUAAAUGGUUUAUAUUCUUCUGUGACAAUAGAUGACAAAACCUUUGGUAGGAUUCCUAAUUAUGAUCUUUAUAGCUUAUUUCAGGUUCUUCUUCAAAGCGUGUGGAUUCAGAGAUGACAUUUUGGGCUCUACUACAAUGAUGUAUACAAGGACAAUUUCCACUUCUUUUGAACGUGACCAGAUGGUUACACGGGCUGGUCGGAAGCUCUUGUUAGC
Molecule: messenger RNA, 1563 nt
Organism: Theobroma umbraticum
Lineage: Eukaryota; Viridiplantae; Streptophyta; Magnoliopsida; Malvales; Malvaceae
Product: Acyl-CoA N-acyltransferases (NAT) superfamily protein
Molecular function (GO): N-acetyltransferase activity
Source: RefSeq, a predicted model, not a curated record